This is a messenger RNA of Suillus plorans, 2619 nucleotides long. Its product is annotated as P-loop containing nucleoside triphosphate hydrolase protein. The coding region runs from base 1 to 2619 and encodes 872 amino acids. The transcript has 10 exons. NCBI's taxonomy places the organism in Eukaryota, Fungi, Basidiomycota, Agaricomycetes, Boletales, Suillaceae. Gene Ontology annotation, molecular function: ATP-dependent chromatin remodeler activity; ATP binding. The record is from RefSeq and is a predicted model, not a curated record.
AUGCCCACCAUUCCAUACCCUCUUGCUCUCAUUCAACUCUCGAUUGCCGAUUCGACGCUGCCAUGGUCCAAUCCAGUAUGGCAGUCUCUCACGAACGUUCUUGGCGACCCGUGGACUUACAACCAUGGUGGGGAUAAGUCUGCUGCAGCAACUCAUGUCCCUGAAUGGACGGUGGGCAAGGCACAGGCAGUCGAAGCCUUCAUAAACAAUUGUAAAUCGGCGCAGGAUCCUGCUCUCCACUACGCCAUCAAACGCAAAGAUAAUGAUCACGAGGGUCGUUCUUCUUGGAAUAUCUGGGUGAAGACAUCAUGGGCUAAAUGGAAAAUCAACACAUUGGUCGACAACAUCUUGCAAGAAAACGGUUGCGAACCCCACGAUGUUAUGGCUCGACUGAACUGCAAGAGUGCAGAUGAUUUUCCGACGAUGGAAGCUGCACAGAUAAAGCACGUUGUUUCCAUUAAAUUGGCUGAUGCUUUGUUCGGCGAUGAUGCUUUCACCGAUGGAUCUUUCCUUUUGAUUAGGGCGGGGGCUAAUCGCAGCACAGUCAUGACGGCCACGAAUGCAAAACCGACGAUAGCCAGCAUCCGCACAUACCUGAAGAAAGUGGAAUCUUUGGUUACACUUCUUAGCCUGUUCAAGGACCAGGAGACGGUCGAGAACCUCGGUUCCCAUCGUGAACAGGUCAAUACAAUGCUGGCCGCUGCCAAGAAAGAUCCCACUAAAGCAGAAUCGGUGGCACAGCUGCCAAAAUCUCUUCGGGAUGCGCUUGACAGGUUGGCCACCGAAGACGAAGUAAAGGAGCUCGAACUUUUCAUUGAGACCACGUUAGCUGCGAUGGUGCCGCUCGAAGGUGACAAGGUGGUGAUAGACUUUGCAGAGAAUAUGGAUGUUGGCGACUGGAAGAGUGGUGUAGAGGAAUACGACAAGCAUAGCGAGGAUCAGCUUUGGGAGGACCUGGGCCUGCCCGAGAAGAGACUCCCUUUUUUCCAGACGAGAUUGGAUCCCGACGCCGUCAUUGAUCCGUGGAGCCAAGAAGGCCAGCAAUGGCUCGAUAAUCCGGCAAAUCCGGCCCAGAACCUGGUGCCUCGGUGGCAUCAACUGGUUGGCAUUCUGAGGCUGGUCGACAGGGCGUUGGAUGAUGAACCAGUGAUGCUGAUGGAUGGCGUUGGGGUUGGGAAAACCAUGCAGGCAGUUGGCUUAAUCGCAUGUCUUGCUCACUACAGAGAACAUUACAGGAAGCACGGCAAGUUCCCUGGAAAAUUUGCACAGCGAUUCUGCAAGAAGACCGGCGGCAAUAUUCCAGACUUGCCCACCGUGAUAAUGAGUCCACCUAAUUUACACCACCAAUGGAUGAGUGAAAUACAACGGUAUCUAAGGCGGGCGACGUUUGAUGUUAUUCCCUACACGGGAAAAUAUAUGGCACGAUCACAGUGGUGGACGGUGGCUUGGACUAAAUGCCAGCAGCCUCCAAUACGACGCAUCAUCUUGGUCACGACAAAUGCAGCGCAAGACGAUGCAGCGACAGUUUUCAUUCAAGGCGACAGGGACAGCUACGGGCAGCCGAUACAUAGUCCUCGCUUUGAACGCACUAGCCCUAGUACCCUUUUCGGCCACGAAUAUAUCACAAGUAUCAUCGACGAAGGCCACCUCUUACGUAACAUCAACCUGGCACAUACUGCAGCUCGAGCACUUCAAGGGAAAUCACACUCAACUGUGAUGAUGACUGCAACGCCGGUCACCACAAAACCUGCGGCGGGAGUUGAGGGAUCAAUCCUACGAGCUGUUUUUGUGGGCAAUCACAACCCAGAGGCUGCCCAAGAAGAAUACUUGCCUGUGAUGAGAAAAUGGAUGGGGCGGAUGCGGGAAUGGUUCUCCCCUGCUGUCAUUCUUCGCACCAUAGACUCCACCGACAAUGCAGGGAAUAAGAUCCUGGGCCUCCCUCCGUAUCGCGACCACACCUUGAAGAUCAAGCUACUCGACUGGGAGAUGGAGAAUCUGCGGAAUAUUGCACGCGGAUACCUGGAUGACUGUCCCAUCGUAGGAAUGAGCAAGGAAUGGGACAUCAGCCCUAACACCAAAAGUAUGAAGUUGGACGUGUUAGCUAUGCUGAUUAAGUACCAUCUGGAGUCUGAUGGUAGCCGGCCAUUGAUGAUGGACGAAAGCGGUCGCCACCUGGUUCCUAAUCCAGACUUUGCAGCUGGUAAUAUCAACCCAAACGAGCCAGACCGAAUCAUAGUAUUUUCGGCUUUCGUCACCUCCAACCAGGCCAUUGUAGAUAUCUUGGACCUUCAUGGCAUACAUGCGCUGGAGCUUAAUGGCCAGACCCCCAUGAGGAAGCGCAAGGGCAUUCUGGAUAAGUUUCGGUCAUCUGCGCGGCCUGACGGUGCACGGGUCAUGAUUUUGUCAGGCGUAGGCAUGGAUACCCUUUGGUCAGAGCAGGACGAUCGCCAGUUGCGUGGGCGGAUCUACCGUCACCCUCAGGCUAAAGAGGUGCACGUUUACCGAGCCAUUGCUUUAAAGACUGCGGAUGUCUUUUUAAAUAAUAUUUCGUUCUCGAAGGGCGCAAUGCACGAGGCAUUUAUUGGCGCUGACAAGGAAUUCCGUAAGGCUUUACUAUGA